Trematomus bernacchii (emerald rockcod) is the source of this 1510-nucleotide messenger RNA. It is a transcript of the gene plekho1b, whose product is annotated as pleckstrin homology domain containing, family O member 1b. Gene Ontology annotation, biological process: regulation of myoblast fusion. Gene Ontology annotation, cellular component: muscle cell projection membrane; ruffle membrane. The record is from RefSeq and is a predicted model, not a curated record. NCBI's taxonomy places the organism in Eukaryota, Metazoa, Chordata, Actinopteri, Perciformes, Nototheniidae.
GAGCUGGGACGUGCGGACGAGGUUCUGGAUUUGUCGGACUACGAUCGCUGUGAAGAGAUCCGGAAGAACAAAACUCGCAGCAAAAAGAACCACAGCAAGUUCAGAGUGCAGCGCUGCAGCAGCCCGGGGAACACGGUUCCUAACCUGGUGUUCCUGGCUGUGAGUCCGGAGGAGAAGGAGUCGUGGAUCCAGGUCCUGAACGCCGCCAUCACACGAGCCAAGAACCAGAUCCUGGACGAGGUGACUGUAGAAGAUGCUCACCUGUCUCACCUGACUCGAGAUCGAGUAAAGAUCCCUCAGACCCGCCGCCUGCCGACCAGAGGACACCUGCUGGCCGUGGCCUCCUCCUCUGACGGGGCUCUGACUCUGGACCUGAUCCAGGAGGACGACCCCCCCUCGGACCCCCCGCCCCCCCCUCUGUGCCUGCGCCGAGGCUUCUGGGAAGACCACAAAGACCCCAAAAACCACAAAGACCCCAAAGACCCCAAAGACCCCAAAGACCCCAAAAACCACAAAGACCACAAAGACCCCAAAAACCACAAAGACCCCAAAGACCACAAAGACCCCAAAGACCACAAAGACCCCAAAGACCCUAAAGACCACAAAGACCCCAAAAACCACAAAGACCCCAAAGACCACAAAGACCCCAAAGACCACAAAGACCCCCCGAUGGUGGCCCGGCUGCAGGAGCUGAUCGUCCAGAAGCUGCAGGACACGGAGAGGAUGCUGACGGAGGUCCGGGGAGGGGGGGGGCUCCGGGGAGGGGUGGGGGUCCGGGGGGGGGCGGAGGCAGAGAGGAUCCUGAUGGAGGCCACGCAGACCUGGAGUCAGGCGAGGGACGUCCUGCAGGAGGUGAAGGAGCUCCAGGACCUGUACCGGCAGCUGUGAGGCUUUACAUCAGGGGGGUGUCAAACAUACAGGAACUACAAUACCCACAACGCCUCUGUGCCUGGACCUGUACCUGCAGCUGGACCCUCCCUCACUGUGAGGCUUUACAUACAAACAUACAGGAACUACAAUACCCACAAUGCCUCUGUACCUGGACCUGUACCUGCAGCUGGACCUUCCCUCACUGUGAGGCUUUACAUACAAACAUACAGGAACUACAAUACCCACAAUGCCUCUGUACCUGGACCAGAACUGGUGAUUGAGAUUCUGAACCAGAGGGGAAGACUUCGAUAAGAGACUCCUACGGCCUUUAGAGGGGGCUCACUCCUUCACCUCCUUUAGAGGGGGCUCACUCCUUCACCUCCUUUAGAGGGGGCUCACUCCUUCACCUCCUUUAGAGGGGGCUCACUCCUUCACCGCCUUUAGAGGGGGCUCACUCCUUCACCUCCUUUAGAGGGGGCUCACUCCUUCACCGCCUUUAGAGGGGGCUCACUCCUUCACCUCCUUUAGAGGGGGCUCACUCCUUCACCGCCUUUAGAGGGGGCUCACUCCUUCACCUCCUUUAGAGGGGGCUCACUCCUUCACCGCCUUUAGAGGGGGCUCACUCCUUCACCUCCUUUAG